CUGCUGCAUGUUCUGUCCUUCAUCCUCAUCGAGCCUGUCUCUCUAUUCACUUCCUACUCCACUUCCCAUGGAGCCACGUUUCAACUGUCUCUCCUCCUCCUCCUCCUCCUCCUCCUCUCCAGAUCAUCCCUCCUCUCCUGGACCUGAACCAGAACCGCAGUAAGCUGAAGAUGUAUAUUGGUCACCUGAGAGACCUGUGUCAGGAGAGAGACCCCCAGAUCCUGCAGGACCUGACACCUCCCUCCUCCUACCACAACUCUCAACACACCGCCUGGGAGACACAGCUUCACAACAUGACCCCAGAGCAGUUGGAGUCGGAGCUGGCGGUGUGUGAGAGGGAGAGUGCAGAGCUCCAGGAGCAUGCUAACUGUGUCCUGCAGCAGAUCGCUGACCACUGCCCCGACAUCCUGGAGCAGGUGGUCAACGCCCUGGAAGAGUCCUGCUGACCUGUCAAUGUCCCCGCCAGCCACACUCUCACAAGGCGUCGAGAGAGAGAGAGAGAUGCCUUUAUAUUCGCGGUCCUUCAUUUCCUGCCUUACCAGUGCUCCCAAUAUCUCUUUGGGGAUUUGUUACUGAUUUAUUAACAAUGAUUUGUCAGAUUGGUGCAACAAUCCUCUAAAUCUAAAAAUGUUUGUGGUGAGAAGGCCUUCUUGAACCGUUCAUGACGUUGAACCCCGUCUUUUUCUGAGACCUGACCACAAAACCUGUCCGUUACUAAGGUGUGGUCAACCAUGUUAUAUUAGUGUUACUCACAUACAGUUACUGCUUAGUUACUACACAGUUACUGCUUAGUUACUGCUUAGUUACUGCUUAGUUACCACACAGUUACUGCUUAGUUACCACACAGUUACUGCUUAGUUACCACACAGUUACUGCUUAGUUACCACACAGUUACUGCUUAGUUACUACACAGUUACUGCUUAGUUACUACACAGUUACUGCUUAGUUACUACACAGUUACUGCUUAGUUACUACACAGUUACUGCUUAGUUACCACACAGUUAAUGCUUAGUUACCACACAGUUACUGCUUAGUUACCAUACAGUUACUGCUUAGUUACUACACAGUUACUGCUUAGUUACUACACAGUUACUGCUUAGUUACUACACAGUUACUGCUUAGUUACUACACAGUUACUGCUUAGUUACUACACAGUUACUGCUUAGUUACUACACAGUUACUGCUUAGUUACUACACAUUUACUGCUUAGUUACUACACAGUUACUGCUUAGUUACUACACAGUUACUACUUAGUUACCACACAGUUACUGCUUAGUUACUACACAUUUACUGCUUAGUUACUACACAGUUACUGCUUAGUUACUACACAGUUACUACUUAGUUACCACACAGUUACUGCUUAGUUACUACACAGUUACUGCUUAGUUACUAAACAGUUACUGCUUAGUUACUACACAGUUACUGCUUAGUUACCACAACAUUAAUGCUUAGUUACUACACAGUUACUGCUUAGUUACUACACAGUUACUGCUUAGUUACUACACAGUUACUGCUUAGUUACUACACAGUUACUGCUGAGUUAGUUCCUGUCCUAAUUGUGACUGUCCUAAUGGGAUGGGGAUAUCAUUAUGGCCAAUAUGAAGAGAAGCUAGAGACUCUGAAUCAUGGUCAUGUACCCACUACUCAGACCAUUCUAGAAUCCCUCCUACAGCUUUCUGUCCUGUCGUCCUGCAUUCCACAUGGAACCCUAUUCCCUUUAUAGAACCCUAUUCCCUUUAUAGAACCCUAUUCCCUUUAUAGAACCCUAUUCCCUUUAUAGAACCCUAUUCCCUUUAUAGAACCCUAUUCCCUUUAUAGAACCCUAUUCCCUUUAUAGAACCCUAUUCCCUUUAUAGAACCCUAUUUCCUUUAUAGAACCCUAUUCCCUUUAUAGAACCCUAUUUCCUUUAUAGAACCCUAUUCCCUUUAUAGAACCCUAUUCCCUUUAUAGAACCCUAUUUCCUUUAUAGAACCCUAUUCCCUUUAUGGAACACUAUUCCCUUUAUAGAACCCUAUUCCCUUUAUAGAACCCUAUUCCCUUUAUAGAACCCUAUUUCCUUUAUAGAACCCUAUUCCCUUUAUAGAACCCUAUUCCCUUUAUAGAACCCUAUUCCCUUUAUAGAACCCUAUUCCCUUUAUAGAACCCUAUUCCCUUCAUGGAACACUACAUUUCAUCACGGCCCAUAUCAAUCAAUCAAUCAAAUGUAUUUAUAAAGCCCUUUUUACAUCAGCCGAUGUCACAAAGUGCUGUACAGAAACCCAGCCUGAAACACCAAACAGCCAGCAAUGCAGGUGUAGAAGCACGGUGGCUAGGAAAAACUCCCUAGAAAGGCAGGAACCUAGAGAGGAACCAGGCUCUGAGGGGAGGCCAGUCCUCUUCUGGCUGUGCCGGGUGGAGAUUAUAACAGUACACAGAACUCCUGUGAAAAGUAGUGCACUAUAUAGGGACUAGGGUGCCCUUUUGGGAUACAGCCUAGAUCUGAGAUCUGGGAAUAUGAAUUUAAAUGACCUCUGAUGCCAUUUGUUUGCUGUUACCUUUUGCUUUGGUUGUUGGAGAUAGUUGGUUGUUGUUCCUCUCUAUGAUGACCGUUCUCUGAUGGGUUUGGGGAACAGGAAACCUAGUCCUGUUUUUAAUUGCAGUUGUCACCCGUUGAAAGGUUAGAGUUGGGAGAUGAAAAACAACACUAUUAUUGAGACACUCGAGCAACAACAGUAUUAUUGAGACAUUCAAUCCACACAAAUGCUCACCACUCACCGUAACAACAGGGACAGUAUGUUUCAGCAAUGAUAUCUAUUCUGGGAGCGGCUAUUGAUGUUGAAAUACAGAUCCAAUUUAUCUAGCUUUAUCUGGGCUCUUUAAACCUCAUAAGGACUCUUUAGUGUCUCAUAGACUCUGAAAUGUAUCUCUAGACAGGACUCCCUAGACAGGGACUAGACAGGAUUCUCUAGACAGGACUCUAGACAGGAUUCUCUAGACAGGACUCUCUAGACAGGACUCUAGACAGGACUCUCUAGACAGGACUCCCUAGACAGGACUCUAGACAGAACUCUCUAGACAGGACUCUCUAGACAGGACUCUAGACAGGACUCUCUAGACAGGACUCUCUAGACAGGACUCUAGACAGGACUCUCUAGACAGGACUCUCUAGACAGGACUCUCUAGACAGGACUCUCUAGACAGGACUCUCUAGACAGGACUCCCUAGACAGGGACUCUAGACAGGAAUCUCUAGACAGGACUCUUUAGACAGAACUCCCUAGACAGGGACUCUAGACACGACUUUCUAGACAGGGACUCUCUAGACAGGAUUCCCUAUGGUGAUGUUAGAUGGUUAAACAGCAGACCCAGCUGAAAGUGUGUGUAGUUAGCUAACCCAACCUAGCAGGUGUGACGUGCUGGUUCUUUCUGUUGUGGGAGGUUCUCUUCUGCACUGUUCAACCAAUCCAGUAAAUGUGGAGGAGGAGUUAAGGUGGAGUGUCGCCUUGCUGACGUCCGAAAGCAGAAGCCGCGUUUCAUUUCCUGUGAAAACCAGGUGGUAGUUAGCUUAUGGAUCUCCCCUGAUUUAGAGCCGCGAUGAGAGCCGUAUGGAGGUCACAAACCCACAGUUUCCAGGGGAGUAUGGCCUGGAGACACAGAGGGGAUAUUUACACCUAGCAUGACUUCCUAUAGGAAGUGACAUCAUCUCAGUCAGGUCCACAGGCUGGUUCCUCCCUCUUUCCUUCUGAUCUGUAUUUACUUCUGUCUUUCUUUCAAUCAGCAGGGACAUGAAAGACAGCAGGGAGGUGAGGUCACUCAGACAGUGUGUUCUAGUGAUGACUCGGUGGUGAGCAGAUCACUGUUUUAUGUGGCUCAAUUAUAACCAUCCUCCCUCUCUCCUCUCCCAUCCCCUCUCUCUCUAUCCCUCUCUCCCCUCUAUCUCUCCCAUCCCCCCUCUCUCUAUCCCUCUCUCCCCUCUAUCUCUCCCAUCCCCCUCUCUCUAUCCCUCUAUCCCCUCUAUCUCUCCCAUCCCCUCUCUCUCUAUCCCUCUCUCCCCUCUAUCUCUCCCAUCCCCUCUCUCUCUAUCCCUCUCUACCCUCUAUCUCUCCCAUCCCCCCUCUCUCUAUCCCUCUCUCCCCUCUAUCUCUCCCAUCCCCUCUCUCUCUAUCUCUCCCAUCCCCU
This is a messenger RNA of Oncorhynchus keta (chum salmon), 4158 nucleotides long. RefSeq names its product ELKS/Rab6-interacting/CAST family member 1-like. The transcript is spliced from 2 exons. Lineage: Eukaryota; Metazoa; Chordata; Actinopteri; Salmoniformes; Salmonidae. The record is from RefSeq and is a predicted model, not a curated record. Bases 171 to 446 code for a protein of 91 amino acids.